This is a messenger RNA of Nymphaea colorata (pocket water lily), 1114 nucleotides long. Its product is annotated as transcription factor HEC2-like. The record is from RefSeq and is a predicted model, not a curated record. NCBI's taxonomy places the organism in Eukaryota, Viridiplantae, Streptophyta, Magnoliopsida, Nymphaeales, Nymphaeaceae. Gene Ontology annotation, molecular function: DNA-binding transcription factor activity; protein dimerization activity. The coding region runs from base 2 to 871 and encodes 289 amino acids. Gene Ontology annotation, biological process: regulation of DNA-templated transcription. The transcript has a single exon.
UAUGCUAGUGCGUUGCACUUCGCUUGCGAGUGUUCCCGUCAUUCUCACAUCCCUUUUUUUUAUUUUCCCUCUUCCAUUUUCCCUUUUCUCUUCUCGGCAUUCUCCUCUAAUUCCUCUCUCUUUCCCUUUGGUCUUGCCUGCCAUGGAUGCCGAUGCGAUGAAGAACUUGACAGAUGACCAAAUGGGCAUGAUGCUAAUGAUGUUGCAGAUGGAAAAAAUGCCUGAAUUCGCAGAUCUUCCGAACGAGUUUUCGGAGUAUCUGGCAGGAAAUUCAGGUAGCUUUCUCCCCACUUCUCCCUCUGUGCCGUGUGCCUACACUAACCCCAUGAACUACCCGGGCGGAACAUUGCCGCCGACGGCCGGAGGGAUGGCGGAGGCCAUGAGAGGUCCGGCCGACGACGACCCCAACGAUGUCCAGAAAAUGAAUUCGAUGGGGACGAUGAGGGAGAUGAUAUUCAGGAUCGCGGCUAUGCAGCCAAUCCAUAUAGAUCCGGAGUCGGUGAAGCCGCCGAAGAGGAGGAACGUGAAGAUCUCGAAGGAUCCGCAGAGCGUCGCAGCGAGGCACCGGCGCGAGCGGAUAAGCGAGAGGAUAAGGAUUCUUCAGAGAUUGGUACCGGGAGGAACCAAGAUGGACACUGCCUCGAUGCUGGACGAGGCAAUUCAGUACGUGAAAUUCCUUAAGACUGAGGUGCAGUCUCUCGAGCAGGCCGCCGCAUCGCAGACCGCCGGUGUCGCCGUGCCGGCGGGUAGGUUCGGCUUCCCGAAUGCGGCAGCGGCGGUGCCGGAUAAUUACAGUGCAUAUCAGAGAGCUUACGGCAGCGGCCAAGCCUUUAGUUCCUCGCAUUUGCUUGGCUACAAUGCUGAGUUGUGAGGUUGUACUGGUGUCGUUAGGAGAGUUCCUCUGCUCGUGUCUGUGUACAUUCUCAGUCUAUGGGGGUGCUCUCUCUCUCUCUCUCUCUCUGUCCUUUUAGGUUUGAGUGUUCAAGGUCGUCACUGUACAAGAGAUGAGGAAAAUUUGAUACUUGUAGAUUUUCUCUCUAUCUUCCGCUACCCUCCCUGCAUUUCUAUUUGGACCUUCCCUUGAAACAUGGGGCACCAAGUACCAGCAGUAAUU